AUGUCUUCUGAUACCGGCAACUCGGGGGCGAAUGCCAACGACCUUGCUCGGCAGCGCCGCGGCUCCAUCACCUCCAGCGCCUUCACCAACCUAUUUCGCAACAACUCGGUAUCGCAACCGCCGACCAAUUCCUUCCCGACUCCCCUGACGUCGAAUGCGGACCAACGCCGGCGGCUAUCGGUUACUACAUUGGGCCUUUCGGGCACGUCUCCGACGAACACUUCGGCGCUUUUCCGUCGCGGCAGUCUAUCUAUCAACCCAGAUUCGAUUGACGAAAAUGCCAUUGAGGACGAAGACAGCACCCGCACUACACCCAUCACACCUUUCUCCCGCCGGAUGAGCUUUGGUACUGCCCAAGCCAUGCGAGGCGCUCGGAACGGUAGCGCGUCUGGCAACAAUGGUAGGCAGCCCCAGACGAUCCGUCGCAACAGCACCGCCCGUGGUAGUCCACCCACGCCCCCGCUCUCGUCCAGCGUUGGCAAUUACACGUGGGGGAAACUAUCUUCCCAGGCAAGCACUGCAAACCAGCCCCAAACAGGAGCUGACUUCCCUCCUUCCGCUCGAUCAGACCAAGGCUUCAACUGGUCCGAUCAGCUUAGGUCCCGCGCCGAAAGCACCGUAGCCUCUGGCCCUCGGCCUUCGUUCUCAUUCAGCUCGGGCGUCAACAACUCUCCUCCUCGGGCCGCUGCGCCCCCGCCCGCCAGCCCUCGCCAUGACCGGGCCAAGUCUGUCUCCGAAAUGCCGGCGCCCCCGGCUCAGCCUCCCCGGGCCCGGGCGCCCCAGAAGCCCGACGCCUUCCAGGAGAGGAUUCUAAAGGGCGACUUCUACAUGGACUAG
Dichotomopilus funicola is the source of this 837-nucleotide messenger RNA. RefSeq lists its product as uncharacterized. The transcript has a single exon. The coding region runs from base 1 to 837 and encodes 278 amino acids. NCBI's taxonomy places the organism in Eukaryota, Fungi, Ascomycota, Sordariomycetes, Sordariales, Chaetomiaceae. The record is from RefSeq and is a predicted model, not a curated record.